This is a messenger RNA of Ricinus communis (castor bean), 784 nucleotides long. RefSeq names its product organ-specific protein P4. Lineage: Eukaryota; Viridiplantae; Streptophyta; Magnoliopsida; Malpighiales; Euphorbiaceae. Bases 110 to 559 code for a protein of 149 amino acids. The transcript has 2 exons. The record is from RefSeq and is a predicted model, not a curated record.
UAAGCUAUUAUUAUAUUUUCUUUUUGCAUUAAUUUCUGGGCUAUAUAUAGAGUAACAGGCUAGAUGACUUUCUUCCAAGUAACUAAGAUUGCACUCAGUUUACAAGAGUAUGAAAAUGAAUUCCUCCUUCCCUUUCAUCGCUUUAUUCUUGUUUGUUUUGGUUACUAGCACCACAGAUGCAAGAAAAGAUGUGGGAGAGUACUGGCCUAGAGGUGUAAUGAAAGAUCAGCCAUUGCCAGAAGUUGCUGCAAGCUCAAAAAUCAAUUGUCACACAACUGAUGAUUCUGAGCUGAAGAAUUUUGUUAAGGAAUUUAAAGAUCCUGAUGAAACGAUUAAUCAUAAUGAUAUAAAACCAGGUCAAAGUAAGUCAUUCUUCAAGAAUUUUGAGCCGGUACCUAAUCUAUCAGUUUACAACAAUGAUUCUAUUCUCAAAGAAAAGAAAUCUUUUUUCGUCAAAGACUUUGAACCGAGACCUGAUGCCUCAGUAUAUGAUAAUGAUGUUGGCCUUAAAGAAGAUAAAUCAUUUGCUGAAGAUUUCGAGGCGAUACCCAAUCUUUAAGUUUAUAAUGAUUAAGAGAAGCACAUUUAUGGACUCAUGCAGUGAUCCUUAAUGCCAACUGUAUUUGUAUGUUUCAUGUGUGAUAAUAAGUGCUCCAAUAAAAGAGUCGUAAUAUUGUGUUAGAAUGUCCGAGUUGAUGUUUUAGUUCUGGUAAAAUUGAGAGACAAAUAUUUGUAUUAGAUAAAUAAUAAUUUUAGCAAUAGUAGCAAGCAAAUAAAUUCUAUA